UGUAGUAUUUUUAGCUUCAUUCCUUCUUUUGCUCAGAUCAAAGUCUUCUUCUCUCUCUUUCCUCCUCUGCACAUUUCUGGGUUCUCUUCUUAUGCUCUGUUUCUUUAAAGACACAGAAGAGAGAGUACAGAGUUGAGAUUUUCUUAAAGAAAGUGAAAAAGAAGAAACAAGUGACAGCUCAAACGGACAAAAACUAGUCUUGGGUCUUUCUUGCUUCUGAUUCUUUCUCACCUUCUUCUUCUUCUUCUCUAAAAGAAGAAAACAUCUACAAGCUAAAAAAAUGUCGGAAGGAGUAGAAGCGAUAGUAGCAAAUGACAACGGAACAGAUCAGAUGAACGGAAACCGUACCGGAAAAGACAACGAAGAACACGACGGCUCCACCGGUUCUAACCUAAGCAAUUUCCUCUGGCACGGUGGCUCUGUCUGGGACGCUUGGUUCAGCUGCGCAUCUAACCAAGUGGCUCAAGUGCUAUUGACAUUACCGUACUCGUUUAGUCAAUUAGGGAUGUUAUCAGGAAUAGUACUUCAGAUCUUCUAUGGUUUACUCGGAAGCUGGACUGCUUAUCUCAUCUCUGUUCUCUACGUCGAAUACAGAGCUCGUAAAGAAAAAGAAGGCAAAAGCUUCAAAAACCACGUCAUUCAGUGGUUUGAAGUACUCGAUGGAUUACUUGGUUCAUAUUGGAAAGCAGUAGGACUCGCAUUUAAUUGCACUUUCCUCUUGUUUGGAUCUGUAAUCCAACUCAUUGCUUGUGCCAGUAACAUUUAUUACAUAAACGAUCAUUUGGACAAGAGAACAUGGACUUACAUAUUUGGCGCGUGUUGUGCAACCACUGUUUUUAUACCGUCGUUUCAUAAUUACCGAAUUUGGUCAUUCCUUGGCCUUGGUAUGACCACUUACACCGCUUGGUACUUAGCCAUUGCCUCCAUCAUCCACGGCCAGACGGAAGGUGUGAAACACUCAGGUCCAACAAAGCUAGUGCUUUAUUUUACCGGAGCCACAAAUAUUUUGUACACCUUUGGAGGUCACGCGGUUACUGUUGAGAUUAUGCAUGCUAUGUGGAAACCACAGAAGUUUAAGUACAUUUACUUGAUGGCGACGUUAUACGUUUUCACACUAACUAUUCCGUCCGCUGCCGCCGUUUACUGGGCCUUCGGAGACGCACUUCUCGACCACUCCAACGCGUUCUCUCUCAUGCCCAAGAACGCGUGGCGUGACGCUGCUGUUAUCCUCAUGCUCAUUCAUCAGUUUAUAACCUUCGGGUUCGCAUGUACACCGUUGUACUUUGUGUGGGAGAAAGUGAUUGGGAUGCAUGACACAAAGAGCAUUUGCUUAAGGGCUUUGGCUAGAUUGCCUGUUGUUAUACCGAUUUGGUUCUUAGCUAUUAUCUUCCCCUUUUUCGGUCCCAUCAAUUCCGCCGUCGGUGCUCUUCUCGUUAGCUUCACCGUCUAUAUCAUCCCCUCCCUCGCUCACAUGCUCACUUACCGAUCUGCCUCCGCUCGUCAGAAUGCGGCGGAGAAGCCACCGUUCUUUAUGCCAAGCUGGACGGCGAUGUAUGUGUUGAACGCUUUCGUGGUGGUUUGGGUACUUAUAGUUGGAUUCGGGUUCGGUGGAUGGGCUAGUGUAACCAACUUUGUUCGUCAAGUCGACACUUUUGGUCUCUUUGCUAAGUGUUACCAAUGUAAACCAGCUGCAGCCGCUGCACAUGCUCCGGUCUCCGCUUUACACCACCGUCUUUGAGAGAUCGAGUCAGGGUUCUAAUGCUUUUGUGGAGGGUUCUUAAAUUAUUUGUUCUUCUUUUGUGUUUUGUGUUCGUAUACGUGAGGGAGUAAAAGUCACGAAAAUAG
This is a messenger RNA of Arabidopsis arenosa, 1845 nucleotides long. Lineage: Eukaryota; Viridiplantae; Streptophyta; Magnoliopsida; Brassicales; Brassicaceae. The record is from the annotation of a GenBank genome assembly.